AAUCAAUCACAUAUAUCAACGACAACACUACCACUUCCAACCAUUAAAAUUGGAUUGGUAACAUGUUCAAAUCUACCCAAUCUUGCUCAUGAUGACCUCAUCAUGUUCAGGACAUUGUCGAGCCUUGGUCUAUUCACAGUGGAACCAGUGAUCUGGGAUGCCAAAGAUAUCAAAUGGUCCAACUACUCUCUUUUAAUCCUUAGAUCAACUUGGGUAUGUUUGACCU
Acytostelium subglobosum LB1 is the source of this 226-nucleotide messenger RNA. RefSeq lists its product as hypothetical. The annotation marks the transcript as partial. The record is from RefSeq and is a predicted model, not a curated record. Lineage: Eukaryota; Evosea; Eumycetozoa; Acytosteliales; Acytosteliaceae. The transcript has a single exon.